AUGGCAGAAUUAAACUAUGCAGUUGGUGGCAUAUUUGAUGAUAUUGUUGUCACUAAAGGAACACCUACAAUCAUAAAGGAUGAUCUGGGAGAACCAUUCCCUGUACAUAUAGUAGAUGGAUUCACAUAUCCACAGAAUAUUAGGCAAACAGUUCAUGAUGAGAUGAAAGAUUUUAAAGUCAGGGCUGAUGACAUAUGGUUAUUUUCAUAUCCAAGGUCUGGGCAGCAUUGGACAUGGAAUAUAGUAUACAGGCUAACACAUGACCUACAAGAGGCUCCUAAGGGUAUGGAGGCUUUCUGUAUGCCAGAGUUAGUACCACAUGAUGUCAUAAGCUCUGUGCCUUCUCCCAGAAUUAUCAGAACACACCAGUUGCCGAGUUCAAUACCAAAGACAGUAUGGGACAAGUGCAAGAUGAUCAACAUUGUGCGCCAUCCCAAAGAUGCGGCAUAUAGUUUCUACAAACAUCAAACAGCAGCGCUUUAUUAUGGCUAUAAUGGCACAUGGGAAGGUUAUUUGCCAAUGUGGCUUAGGGGAGAAGUGGCAUGGAAUGAUUGGUUCAAGCAUGUACAAGAAUACAAGAAACUAGCAGAAAAUGUUGACAUGCUGUUCCUCACUUAUGAAGAAACCAAAAAUGAUACAAUUGGUACCAUAAAGAAGAUAGCUGACUAUAUAGGUGUAAGCUGGAGUGAAGAAGACUAUAAAAAAAUCAUUGAUGAAACAAAAAUUGAUGUCAUGCAGUCUCGCAAUAAAACAUAUGAUGCCUAUGCUAGAGAUGGAAGAGGAGCAGAUGGAAUGUUCAGAAAAGGGGUUGUUGGUGCAUGGAAAGAACACUUUACUGUGGCACAGAAUGAGCUUUUUAAUAAAGUCUACAAGGAAAGAAUGAAGGGAAUACCAUUUGUCUAUGAUGACUUGUUAGACUCUUAA
Messenger RNA from Owenia fusiformis, 924 nucleotides. NCBI's taxonomy places the organism in Eukaryota, Metazoa, Annelida, Polychaeta, Sabellida, Oweniidae. The record is from the annotation of a GenBank genome assembly.